This is a messenger RNA of Chiloscyllium plagiosum (whitespotted bambooshark), 5480 nucleotides long. Lineage: Eukaryota; Metazoa; Chordata; Chondrichthyes; Orectolobiformes; Hemiscylliidae. The record is from RefSeq and is a predicted model, not a curated record.
UGGUGGGAGCAGGUCAGGGAUGUUGGGGACAAGGCCUCUGGGUGGGGGUGACCUUUCGCUCACAGCCUCAUUCCUGAUGAAGGGUUUUGCCUGAGCCGUCGAUUCUCCUGCUCCUCGGAUGCUGCCUGGCCUGCUGUGCUUUUCCAGCACCACUCUCUUGACUUUGAUCUGCAGUACUCACUUUCGCCAUGUUAGGGGGCGGGGUGGCUGCGCAACGACCUGAAUAACCCCGCCCCACCGCAGCCGAGAGGAUGACGGGAAGGACGAAGUGCGCAUGAACAGAAUGGCGGCCGGUUAACGGAUGCUGCAGCCGGGUCGGGGCUAACGGCUGUGUCCGCUAUGGGCUGGCAUCUAGUCAGCCUCCUCCGGCGAGGGGUAUGGGCAGUGCUAACGGGCGGUUGCUACCUAGAACCCCAACAGAGCGGCUUCUCCAAUGCCUUUCACCUGUAUCUGUGGAUAACACUCCUCGGAGCUCCGUUUGUGCUGCAUCUGGCUGCGUCUCCCAGCAAAGUUGCUCUUGGGAUUUAUUGUGGUAUGAUAGCUCUCCUUUUUACUGUGAUAAAGACUAUUAACUACCGGCUUCACCUUAUGUUUGAAGAAGAAGAAAUUAUUCAUCACAAUGUUCAGGCUGUUGCUUCCACAAAGAAUAGAACUGGAUCUGGAGCAAGGAAUAAUUGUGAACCAGAACUGAUGCCACCUUUUAGUCCUGGCAUUGUGGGUGUGCCAACAUCUCUGUCUACGCUGCUGCACCAAAGAAAAGUUGUUAGCUGGAACCCUUUCAUGAUCGGGAUCAUUCAAAUCAUCCUCUUUUGCUCUCAGAUCGGUUAUUUUGAUCACUGCAGGGUUGCUACAACAGGGCUAAUCUCAUCACUGUAUGGCUUUUCUCGCAGUUUACUUGCUGUAACGCUGCUGUAUGCUUUAUGUAUUGGCACUAUAAAGAUACCAUGGGAUGCUCAGCAUAUUCCAGUGUUAUUUUCAGCUUACUGUGGACUGCUGGUUGCUUGUUCCUAUCACCUCAGCAGACAAAGCAGUGAACCAGCUGCCUUAAUGUCCCUAAUUCGCUCUAAAUUGUUCAACGAGUUGGACGUCCAGAAUCCUGAGCAUCCUCUGUCAGAAAACAAAGAUGUUCUUCCUGAAAAGCUGAGGAAUUCUGUGAGAGAAGUCUUGAAGUCCGAUCUUGUUAUGUGUGCAGUAAUUACUCUUCUAACGUUUGCAGUCAGUGCGACUACUGUUUUCCUUUCAUUGAAGCCCUUCCUUGGUAUUGUAUUGUGUGCUUUGGCUGCGACAGUCGGAUUCUUGGCACAUUAUCUGCUCCCCCGGCUGCGAACACAAGUUCCAUGGUUUUGCUUUGCGCACCCUUUACUUAAAACAAAGGAAUAUCGACAGUUUGAAGUCCGAGAUGCAGCCCAACUCAUGUGGUUUGAGCAAUUGUACGUUUGGCUUCUUUGUUUGGAGAAGUACAUUAUCUACCCAGCUGUGGUGCUCAACGCACUUACCAAUGAUGCUUUCUCUCUCAGUAGUCAAAAGAAGCUUGGUAUACACUGUGAUGUUUUAAUGAUGACCAUGGCCAGUAUGAAGCUUCUGCGCUCAUCCUUCUGUAAUCCAACGUACCAAUACAUAACUUUGAGUUUCACCGUUCUCUUCUUCCGGUUUGACUACAGUGGUAUCUCUGAGACAUUUUUGUUGGAUUUCUUCCUGAUGUCUGUUCUAUUCAGCAAGCUGUGGGACUUGCUGCUCAAGCUUCAGUUUAUUAUGACCUACAUUGCUCCUUGGCAGAUCGCUUGGGGUUCAGCCUUCCAUGCUUUUGCACAUCCCUUUUCUGUACCUCAUUCGGCUAUGCUGUUCAUUCAAGCUCUUGUAUCUUCACUUUUUUCCACUCCUCUUUCUCCAUUCCUUGGUAGUGCCAUUUUCAUGAUGUCCUAUGCUAGACCAGUAAAGUUCUGGGAGAGGAAUUAUAACACCAAACGGGUGGAUCAUUCAAAUACGAGACUGGAUUCACAGAUAAACAGAAGUACUGGGGCUGACGAUAACAAUUUAAACUCCAUCUUCUACGAGCACUUAACAAGGUCGCUGCAGCAGAGCUUGUGUGGUGACUUGAUCCUGGGUCGCUGGGGAAGCUACAGCACGGGUGACUGCUUCAUCUUAGCCUCAGAUUACCUCAAUGCCCUUGUUCAUUUGGUAGAAAUUGGCAACGGCCUUGUAACUUUUCAGCUCAGAGGACUUGAGUUCAGAGGUACAUAUUGCCAGCAGAGGGAAGUUGAAGCAAUAACAGAGGGUGUUGAGGAUGAUGAGGGCUGCUGCUGUUGUUGUGAACCAGGACAUUUGCCUCACAUGUUGUCAUUCAAUGCUGCUUUCAUCCAGCGCUGGCUGGCCUGGGAAGUUACAUCCUCUAAAUAUGUACUAGAAGGCUAUAGCAUCAGCGACAACAAUGCAGCGUGUAUGUUGCAGAUGUUUGACCUCAGAAAGAUGCUUAUCACCUAUUAUGUAAAGAGCAUAAUAUAUUACUUGAUUUGUUCUCCAAAACUGGAAGACUGGUUACGCAAUGAAUCUAUACAGGAAGCCCUGCAUCUGUGCACAACAUGGAAUUAUGUUGAUAGGGACCCAGGGGUUUUUAAUGUGAACAUUGAUGAAGACUAUGAUCAUUGCCUCAAGGGAAUCUCAAGAGCCAGCUUCUGUAAUACUUAUUUAGAGUGGAUUCAACACUGCACCAGUAAAAGGACAAAGCCUGUGAGAAGUGAUGGAGAUUCUCUACUCGUUACCCUUUGUUACAGCCUUUCUGUUUUUGGCAGAAGAGCUUUGGGAACCGCAACACACAACAUGUCCAUCAGCUUGGAAUCAUUUCUAUAUGGGUUGCAUGCCUUAUUUAAAGGAGAUUUUAGAAUCACCGCCAAGCAGGAAUGGAUCUUUGAAGACAUAGACCUGCUUCACAAGGCCGUUGUCCCAGGAAUCCGAAUGUCCCUGAAGCUUCACCAGGAUCACUUCACUUCAUCCGAUGAGUAUGAGGAUCCUGAGAUUCUGUACAAUGCCAUCAGCAGCCAUGAGCAGACAAUGGUCAUCUGUCAUGAAGGAGACCCACUAUGGCGCCAAUCCAUCCUGUCAAAUGCAGAGGCUUUACUUGCACUGCGGCAUGUGGUUGAUGAUGGAGUUGAUGAAUACAAGAUAAUUAUGCUCCAUCGACGUUUUAUCAGCUUUAAAGUGGUGAAGGUAAAUAAAGAAUGUGUGAAAGGACUGUGGGCAGGACAGCAACACGAGCUGGUGUUCCUCCAGAAUCGCAACCCGGAGCGAGGCAGUAUUCAAAAUGCUAAGCAGGCCUUGAGAAACAUGAUCAAUUCCUCAUGUGAUCAGCCAAUUGGCUAUCCGAUUUAUGUCUCACCUCUCACAACAUCCUACGCUGGAUCACACAAGCAGCUCAAGAAUAUCUGGGGAGGUCCAAUAAGUUUGGAGAAUCUCAACAUGUGGUUCACUUCUAGGUGGCAGAAAUUGCGCAAAGGCUGCACUGGAGGUAACAUUGAUGAUUCAGAUUGUGGAGGAGCUUCCUCAGUCAGCAGCAACAACUACACUGGGAACACAACUCAAAGCAUCAGCUCCAAGCAAACAAGGGCCUGGAGGCCACACGCAGUAGCUUCGUUGACUGCUCGCCAGGCCAGGGGACGGAGGGAUCGGAGGAGCUGUUCAGUGCAAGCUUGCUCGUCUCAUUCAGAGAUCCAACAAUCACCUGCUAUGAGUCAGUCAGGGUCAUUGCUGGAAACAGAGCAGCCAACUUCACAGGCAUCAACAUCUGUCCAAGGUUUCGUUCAAAGAGUAUCCAACAGCCAGCUGUCAUUCAAUAAUUCAAUUGCUUCUAUGUUAUCUCAAGUACCUCACCUCUCCACUGCUAGUCAGCUCAGUAGCCAAGGUCAUUCGGGCACACAGAACAGGCGCAGCAUCACCUCCUCCACAAGCUCUACUCUUAGCCUCUUGUUUGGGAAAAGAAGUUUAUCCAGUGGACUUGUGAUAUCUGGGCUCUCAGCAGCAGAAGGAGGGAAUACAACUGACACCCAGUCAACAAGCAGUGUCAACAUCGCAAUUGGACCUUCAGUCAGCCAUGGGAGCCAGAUGACAAGGGGCACCUCUGAUGCCUGGUCAUCUCUGGAUGUAACGACUUCCAGCCAUCAGAAAGAUGCAACAAACACAGAUGAUGCUUUACAUUCUCAGAACGGAGACCAUAACUUGCAGGAAGAACAGAGGACUGUGGCUUCUCACUCAAUGUGAGACCAGAGGCACGAGUGAUCCCUUGACUGUGAAUCGCAGAUGAUCAGUUUGAAAUGAAACAGUAAAAUCUGUACAUUGUGAAAACAUAGAACUCUAGAGAUUUUGAAGCAAAUGGAAAGAGAAUUCACACAAUCCAGAAAAUGAUACUGGAGCAACCAUUUCCCAGUGGAAUUAUUCUGAAUCAAAUGCUAAAUAUGGCUUUGUUUAGAGAGGUGUAUGCAUUUUUCAUUCUCAAAGCUGAUUGCAACUCAUCAAAAACUGGCUAUUUGUGAAUCAUCAUGUAAUUUUAAGUGGCUUUAAAAGUCUUAUUCCUGCUUACUCAGCUGGACAGACUGAACCUGAAAUUGAUUAGCCUUCCUCAAGGUUGUGAGUUCCCAGAAUAGAUCUAGGGUCAUGUGUGGUCUGUUCAAUAAUUUUGACUAAUAAGUAGAUACCAAUAAAACCUGAUACUAGGUCUCUAGAAAGGAGCAACAGAACAAUCACUUGUAUUUAGCUCUGUAGUUAGAAAGUCUGACCUCCCAGAAGAACCAGAAAACUAGAAGGUUGUUUAUAAAUUACUUCCUAAAAUUGUGUGGCAUUCUACAGCUCCAGAAUCACUUGCAUAAUUUAAACCUAUUGAACUGUGGUUAGUCAACAUGGGAGUACUGUGUGUUGUUCUGGUAUCCUUAUUAUUAAAAAGGUUCUGAAGACACUGGUAAAAAAAUGCAAGAAAUAUUUAGCAGAAUGAUACUAAAACUGAGAGAUUCAACCUUUCAGGGCUAAUAAAAAAGGCGGGGUUUCUUACUUUAGGGAAGAGAAGGCGGAGUGGUGGCUGAGUACAGCUCUUUGAAGAUACCUUCUCUAUGCCUGUUGAAGCCCAUUAUAACUUUAAUUUUGGGGAAUCCAAACCUAUGAGCUAUAAACAUAUCUCUGAAAAACCAAGUAGGUAAUUCAUCACCUAGAAGGUGGUGGGAAUAUGAAACCCACUAAACAUGGAAUGAUUGAGCAAAUAUUUCAGAUGCUUUUAGGGGAAGAUACAUGUAUGAGAAAGAAAGGAAUAUGUCAAUAGAGUGAGAUGACAGUGGGGCAGGAAGAAAAUAAUCAUGCAUAAAUGGCAGCAUGGAUCACCUGGGCUGAACAGCCUCUUUAUUUGCUGUAAAUGCUAUGUAAAAUUAUAAAGUCGAGUAUUUACUUCUUCCAGGAGAAAGUGAAAACUACAAAUGCUGGAAAUCAGAGUCAAAAUGUGUGAC